AGAUCUGGGCGUAGCAGGAAUUGGACAUUUUGUUUUUGUACAUCUGGUCCCGUCUCAAGGUUUGCAGCGGUUUUUGUAUUAGCUAUCAUGGCUUUUUCAUCGACCUGACUCGCAUUUGACUGAUGGAAGUGCAUUGGUUACUUUAUAGACAUAAAACGAUCGACAGAUUUAUACAUUUAAAUCAAGCUGUACUUGCACCUUCGAGAUGGACGGUGUCGUGAUUAUUACCAACCCUAUUGUAAAUGUGCGACUCACAAGCACAAUUUCAACGUUUGAGUCGAAAGGAAAAUUUAACAGAGGCAUAACUAUAGCAGAAUUAAAGGGAAAGCUGGAAAUGAUUGUGGGCGCCUCUGCCGCGAGCAUGGAGCUGGAGCUGUUUAAUGUUGGAGACGAGUUUUUGCAGAAACUUGAAGAUAAUGACGCUUUACUGGGCUCGUUUCCUGUCGAUGAUGACUGCAGGAUACAUGUUAUUGAUAGAAGUGGAGGACUUCUGGGAGACUUGAGUGAUGUUUCCAAAGUAGAAAAGUUCGAACUUCCAGAUGAAGAGUAUGACAAACGAACAAACACAGUAAGGUCCUUUAUGAAGAAACGCGCUGUCGGGCACUACAAUGAAGAAGAAAUGAAAAAAAAGAAAGCUGAACUUGCAGCUCAGGAAGAGGAACAAAAAGGUGCAGCGGAGGCUAUUAGCGUUGGUAGUCGCUGUAAGGUGCAAGUCCUUGGGCAGCCAACCAAGAUUGGCUCAGUCAUGUUUGUUGGCACAACAGAUUUCAAGCCUGGCUACUGGGUGGGUGUGAAGUAUGAUGAACCCUUGGGGAAAAAUGAUGGAAGUGUGAAUGGAAAACGCUACUUUGAAUGUCCAAACCAAUAUGGUGCAUUUGUAAAGCCUUUAAGUGUGACUGUGGGAGACUUUCCUGAAGAAGAUUAUGGUUUGGAUGAAAUGUAACACUGUCUGUGCUGAAUUGUCAACUGUAUAGACUCAGUUUGUGUCUAUUGUCAAUGUAAAAUCAAAAUGUUUUGUUUUGGGUUUUUUUUUUUUUAAUUGAAUAAAAGUUCUGUCACAAUUUU
Molecule: messenger RNA, 1065 nt
Organism: Periophthalmus magnuspinnatus
Lineage: Eukaryota; Metazoa; Chordata; Actinopteri; Gobiiformes; Gobiidae
Gene: tbcb
Product: tubulin folding cofactor B
Exons: 7
Coding region: 206-943 (245 amino acids)
Biological process (GO): post-chaperonin tubulin folding pathway; cytoplasmic microtubule organization; tubulin complex assembly
Cellular component (GO): cytoplasm; nucleus; microtubule plus-end
Molecular function (GO): microtubule plus-end binding; alpha-tubulin binding
Source: RefSeq, a predicted model, not a curated record